AUGGCCAUCCGCGAUCACUUCCGCCGCCGCAAGUCCAUCUCCGAGCCUAGCCAGGGAGAGCGUACCAGCUCAGACCCAAAGUCCCCAGCUCUCCGCCUCGCAAAGACAUUUGGAUGGCGCUCAGCAAAGGAAGAGAAGCCAAAGAAGAAGACUGCCAUCAAGGAGAAGGAGGCCGAUCCGCGCGAGAGGCCCUUCAACGAGACCAACCUCAGACACCAGGAGAUUCUCAACGGCUUCACCAUGACAUUCGGAAAGGGCCAGCGCCCGAUGAGCCGCGAUGCGCGGUCGAGUUACUACAGCAUCAACGUCAGCCCCGGCACAUCACGCCACAACAGCGUGGACGUGGAUGACAGCCCGCUCCGGAUGAACCCCUUGCCUCGCGAGAGUCAGUUCCGGUCCGUCCCGGAAGAGGAUGAGAGGUCUUGA
Molecule: messenger RNA, 426 nt
Organism: Colletotrichum abscissum
Lineage: Eukaryota; Fungi; Ascomycota; Sordariomycetes; Glomerellales; Glomerellaceae
Exons: 1
Coding region: 1-426 (141 amino acids)
Source: RefSeq, a predicted model, not a curated record